Messenger RNA from Naegleria fowleri, 420 nucleotides. RefSeq lists its product as uncharacterized. Lineage: Eukaryota; Heterolobosea; Eutetramitea; Acrasida; Naegleriidae. The record is from RefSeq and is a predicted model, not a curated record. Bases 1 to 420 code for a protein of 139 amino acids. The transcript has a single exon.
AUGAUGAGAAAGAAUGGUGCAACACUCCGAUCCAAAUUAUUCGGAGCCUCUAAUCAUGAAGAUGAUUAUUCCUAUUUACCAACAACAACACCUUCUCGGAACUCGAAUGGUACAGCAACACAAACUCAAUUAUUAUUAGAUAAGGCAGAAGAGGACGUUGAAAGGAAAGCAGGAACCAUGGUGAAGGGAGUUCGGGUUUUGAAGGAGAUUGCUCUCUCGAUAAAUGGCGAAUUGGCGGAACAGAACUCGUAUUUCAAACAAAUUGAAGAUGAUAUGGGUCGUACGAAAGGUAUACUAGAUGCUACCCUGCAAAAAUUGAAAAUAUUAUCACAGAAAACGCAUGGAAUGCUCGGAAUGUUUUGUCUCUUGAUUGGAUUUGUUAUUUUCGUGUUAUUUAUUUUAUAUACUUGGAUUAGGUAA